Molecule: messenger RNA, 507 nt
Organism: Dicrocoelium dendriticum
Lineage: Eukaryota; Metazoa; Platyhelminthes; Trematoda; Plagiorchiida; Dicrocoeliidae
Source: the annotation of a GenBank genome assembly
AUGCACAGAAAACCGAUUUUUACUAGCCCAUGUGUGGGAGGCAUUUUAGCAGAUGAAAUGGGUUUGGGUAAAACUUUGGAAGUAAUUGCCCUGAUUGCUACCCGUCCAUGGAUCGGAUGGUCGACUGAUGUGGGCUUGAUCAGAACACUCGAUGGACACCCAUUACCCGCCUGUAAUGAGAUGGAUGAUGCCCCUACUCCACCCAUGAUCGACGCCGAUCCCGAUGGCUUCGUGUUGCGUUCGUGUGGCAAUGUGGACGCGACGCGUGGAUUCGACUUAGUAAAAUGUACUCGCUGUGAUGGGCCGUACCAGCACGCGGCUUGUGUCCAGUAUGAACCUGAAAAGUUCUCUCCUCUCCCGGGUAAAUAUGGUUGCAUCUGUCCUCCGUGCUGCAGUAAAAUGUUCUGUCAACAAGAUCACUUGAACAAUUUAUCGCCCAUCACUCUGACUGGAACUUGUUCUCUUGGUUAUCCCACUUGGCGAAAUUUUUAUGCCAACAUGAGCUGA